Phasianus colchicus (ring-necked pheasant) is the source of this 1126-nucleotide messenger RNA. Lineage: Eukaryota; Metazoa; Chordata; Aves; Galliformes; Phasianidae. The record is from RefSeq and is a predicted model, not a curated record.
AAUUCCCCCCCCCCAAGGUUGUGGAUAUCAUGAGGGUGAACGUGGACAAAGUUUUGGAACGUGACCAGAAGCUUUCGGAGUUGGACGACCGCGCCGACGCGCUGCAGGCCGGCGCUUCCCAGUUUGAGACCAGUGCUGCCAAGCUCAAACGCAAGUACUGGUGGAAGAACCUCAAGAUGAUGAUCAUUUUGGGGGUGAUAUGCGCCAUCGUCCUCAUCAUCAUCAUCGGUGAGUGGGCGCUAAUGAGAUGGUAAUGUAUGCAAAUGAGGGGGGCGUGGCAUGCAAAUACACAGAGAAGGGGUGGGGUGUCACUGGCAGGUGAAAAAUUAAGGCCUGUGUGGUAUGCAAAUGAGGGUGGGGUGAGCAAAUGAGGGCUGUAGAGGUGAGGAGGAAGAUGUAAAUAAGGAGGAUAUGUAAAUGAAGGGGGUGCGGCAUGCAAAUAAGGGAAACCGCAUGCAAAUGAGGGGCGGGGCAUGCAUUAGAGUUUGCCCGCUGAGAGCUGCAACCUGAUUGGUCAGUCCCGUUUGCUGCCAUCCAAUAGGGCUGUAGGGGUGGAGUUGGGCUGAAUGAGGGGCGGCUAUGAAUGGGAGACAGUGGGCGGGGCUUGAGGGUUGUGGGCGGAGCUUGGGAGAGUGGGCGGGGCUUAAGGGUGACCAUUGCUAUGAAUGGGAGACAGUGGGUGGGGCUUGAGGUUUGUGGGCGUGGCUUGGGGGAGGGGCGGGCCUUAAGGGUGACCACAGCUAUGAAUGGGACGCGGUGGUUGGGGCUUGAGGGUUGUGGGCAGAGCUUGGGAGAGUGGGCGGGGCUUAAGGCUGACCACUGAUAUGAAUGGGAUACGGUGGGCGGGGCAUGUUCUUGUGGGCGGGGCUUGAGCAUUGUGGGUGGGGCUUAGUGUUUGUGGGUGGGGCUUAAGGGUGACCACUGCUAUAAAAUGGGAUACAGUGGGCGGGGCAUAGUGUUUGUGGGCGGGGCUUGAGGGUCGUGGGCGGAGCUUAUGGGCUACCAGCACUAAAACUGGGGAACAGUGGGCAGGGCUUGAGGGUUGUGGGCGGAGCUUGGGAGAGUGGGCGGGGCUUAAGUGUGACCACUGCUGUGAAUAGGACACAGUGGGCGGGGCAUGGUGUUU